CUAGCGGACAUCGCCCCAGUUCGCUCUCCGGACGGAUCGAACUGUUGCGUAGUCACUUCGCUGGGCCUUUCCUUUCGAGCCCCAUCAAAUUUCAUAAAAUGUGUCAUUCUAGAGUGUUUUUAAAAUAAGAAUACGGCAACUGUCAAUCCAUUUGGGAUUUCCCAGCGUAGUUCGACUUCUAAGGACGUUUCUAUGGCUCAGUAAUAGAUUGGAUACAAAAUGGAAGACUCUUUUAUUAUAGCCAAUUUUCACACGCUGUGUCGACUGUGCUUAAGUAAGAGUACGCUCAUGAUAUCGCUAUAUGGGUCAGCUCCUGACGACGAUAAUACCAGUGUUUCACUAACCUCUAAAAUUGCGGAAUGUUUCGAACUUCAGAUGGAUUCAAAUGAUGGACUGCCAGGAAAUAUUUGUUACAAGUGCUUGUUCAAACUGGAUAAAUGUGCAAAAUUCAGAAUGCAGUGUAUUCAAAGUGAGGCUAGACUAAGACAGAUUUCCAACAGAGUUAACGAACUUGACAACUCCAAUUCAUCUGAGCUGAGUAACUAUAACCAAGAAUUAGUAAAACCUAAGCCUGAAAACUACAUAGUGGAAGACAGUGUGGUGAUGGUAGUUGAUCCUAGCCUUGACUAUGAUUCGUCUGAAGACUCUGACACAACAGAACAAGUUGAUCAAGAAACUGCCGAAAGGAAUACACCAGACAUGCAAGACAAUUUCUUUAAAAAUGUGUCCAUGUGUCAGUUCUGUGACAAAGCUUUUGUAUCUCCAGAAAAGUGCAAAGAACACGAGCAAGCAUAUCAUGAUCCCAACCUCCCAUAUAGAUGUUUUGAAUGUAGCAUAGUUUUUGCAGAACGCACACAGUUUGUCCAACAUGCAAAGUUAGUGCAUGGCAAUGAUAAACCUUAUCAGUGUACAGAGUGUGACAAAUGCUUUGGUCGGCGAUCUGAUUUGAGAAAACAUUCAAUUGUUCACACCGGAAUAAGACCUUACCAGUGCCAUUACUGUCUAAAAAGCUUUUCCCGUAAUACUAAUUUAAGUAAACAUCUUCGCAUCCAUGCUGGACAUAAACCCCAUGUUUGUCCUCUUUGUCCCAGAAGUUUUGUAGCAAAAGCUGAUUUACAGCGACAUGUACUGGUUCAUUCUGGUAUGAAACCUUAUGCAUGUAGAAAAUGCCCUUUGACUUUUGGUCGAAGAGACAAGCUCCUCAAGCAUGAAAUGCGUCAUGGACCCAUCAGCCCUGAACAGAAGACUGAUUUUUAUGAUGACCAGGAUGCAGGUGAUAUGAUUGUUAAUGUGAACCCGUAUAGCAAUCUCAUCACAUCACCCACAGGAGAAACUUCGAAUACUGAUUAUGAUCUACCGAGAGUCCCAGACCAUAUAGCUGGGGAAAGUAGCUUCAGUAAUCAAAUCAGAAAGAAUCCGUCCACUUCCAGCAAACAAGUCCAAAAUUCACCACCAAAACAGAACAAGGCUGCAUCUAACAAAAACAAACCAAAAAAUAUAAAGUGUCAUCAAUGUCCUAAACGGUUCUCAUCACUAGAUGCUUACAAAACGCAUGUUUCAAUUGCACAUAUUGGAUCAAGAGUAUUUCAAUCCAGCUUUCAAUGUAAGGUAUGCUUCAAGAAAUUUCCCCGUAAAAGGGAAUUGGAUCGACAUGCUACUCUACACUCGGGAAUGAAACCAUUCUCUUGCAAUCAAUGUGAUAAAAAGUUUAACACAAAAGAUAAACUAAAUAAGCAUGAGCAAUCUCAUGAAUGCUUGGUUGUGAACAUGCCUUGCAUAGAAUGUGGUGCCACAUAUGAAAAGAAAGCAGAAUUAGUAGCACAUAUUAAAUCACAUUUUGCUGAUAGCUUUGAAGAAAAGGUUUCUGAAACUGAAAUCAAGAAGGAAGAGGAACAGCCAGAUUAUGCUAUGGACGACAAUUUCUAUGAUUUAGAGACGUGAGCUUAAGAAAAGUUUUUAAUGUGUUCGUAGUUUUCUCUUAGUGGCACCGUAAUUCCACAUUAAAAGUUACACUUAAAAGUUGUAGGUACUUAUUAUAAAUUAAGACAAAUUAUACGCUUAUAUUAUUUCUGUAUACAUAACUUGAUUAUUCACUUUAGUUUCAAUGGUUAUGUAAAAUUAUAUUAAGCACAUGUGAUUAUCUUGUUAAAAUAUGGUACCUAAUGUUAUUUUUAGUGACUGAAUAUCUAGAGACUAUACUAGAAAAUAGUUUAUAUAGAUUUAAGAAAUGGCUCCUGAUAAGUCUGAUGGUUAUGUUUGUAAUAAUUACGUUAUGCAGCUUAUCUAAACCUAUAUACAUAUACAACCAGUCUUAAGCACACAUUGUGUGCAAAAUCAGUGUUUCCCGUAGGUCAAAUUGCAAAAUUAUUUGUAAUAGUGUAGUGGCUUCUUUUUCAAGUACACUCCUGCUGUCAGUGUGUCCAAUGAAGUUCCAGCUAGCGACAUCUGCACAGUGCCACAGGGAUUGCAAUAAUUUGACCUUUUUUUAAUGGUACAACAUAAUUUAACAUCAUUACAUGGGGUAUAAAAUACAUAUAUUAAUCUUAAAGUAGAAUGUAGAAAACUCCUUGUAUAUCAAUUACGGUGGAUACAUUUAGAAAUAGACUGGGAAAAUGCAUCUUUUACCACAUGCUAUCACAAAAAUUAGUUUGUAUUAUACUAUGUGUAAUGUUUGGCCAUUAUGGUAAGAUUGUAGAAGUGAAUGUCCUUUAAAAAGAUUAGGCCUAUUCUCAAUGACUAUAACUAAACUUUGCAAUUACUAUCAAGGUAUCAAGCACUUAUUUAUCAUUGUAUCUGUUUGAAUUUUUAACGUUAAUUAUUUGUUCAUGUUGUAAUAAUUUUAAAAUAACAAACCAAAUACAU
Messenger RNA from Hyposmocoma kahamanoa, 2862 nucleotides. Its product is annotated as zinc finger protein 436-like. Lineage: Eukaryota; Metazoa; Arthropoda; Insecta; Lepidoptera; Cosmopterigidae. The transcript is spliced from 2 exons. Gene Ontology annotation, cellular component: nucleus. The record is from RefSeq and is a predicted model, not a curated record. Bases 220 to 1941 code for a protein of 573 amino acids. Gene Ontology annotation, molecular function: zinc ion binding.